This is a messenger RNA of Gadus macrocephalus (Pacific cod), 2314 nucleotides long. RefSeq names its product cAMP-regulated phosphoprotein 19-like. Gene Ontology annotation, cellular component: cytoplasm. The record is from RefSeq and is a predicted model, not a curated record. Gene Ontology annotation, molecular function: protein phosphatase inhibitor activity. Lineage: Eukaryota; Metazoa; Chordata; Actinopteri; Gadiformes; Gadidae. The transcript has 3 exons. The coding region runs from base 133 to 498 and encodes 121 amino acids.
ACCGUGUUGCGCGCUCUGGGAACAGACUGUCCGCGAGCUUCUUAUGGGGACGGAAAGAGCGCGGUGAGAGAGUAUCUGUGUGUCGCUAAGCUAAUCAUCUCAUACCGCUUAGCUAGGUAGAUAUAAUUUAAUAUGUCUGAUAUCAACAUCAUGUCGGAGGAUACCGAGGAGACAAAAGUGACGGAAGAGGCCGAGGUCGACGAGAAAGAUGAAAAGGUGAUCAGUCCUGAAAGGGCAGAAGAGGCCAAAUUGAAGUCCAGGUAUCCAAGUCUAGCACAUAAACCCGGAGGUUCAGAUCUUCUCCGCAAGCGGCUGCAGAAGGGACAAAAGUACUUUGACUCUGGCGACUACAACAUGGCCAAAGCCAAGAUCAAGAACAAGCAGCUUCCAACAGCUGCUCCGGAGAAGACUGAGAUCACCACGGGAGACCACAUCCCCACGCCACAGGACCUGCCCCAGAGGAAACCAUCCCUGGUGGCCAGCAAACUGGCCGGCUGAGUUCAUCUUCAAAGCAAGAACCAAGGCCCUGCAUCAGCUCCCUGUACCUCUCCACACUCCUAUAAAACACCUACACAGGAACCUACACACACACACCCACACCCACUUAAAUACCCCCCCCCCCACACACACACACUUAUAUAUACACACACACACACACGCACGCUUCCCAUAAUACAACCAGUCCCUUGGCCUGACCCCGCCCAAAUGUAACCUUAGAGAUCAGAAAGCCAACUGGCUAACCCGAGACCCCUCCCAGCACUCCCACCUGCUGUUUGGGUCCUCCUGCCUUCCUCUCUCCCCUCUACUCUCCCUCCUCAUCCAAGCUGACGCACUUGUUUUCCUAUCCCUGUUUUCUCCCUUGAUCCACUGCCCGCAUGUAUAUGCUUCUGUGAAAGUCCUGCCAUCCUUAUGGUUGACGUGAUCAGAAUGAGAACCCAGUUUCUUUUUGUGUAGUCGGAGGGUUCCAGUAUAAAGACACCCCUCCAUUGUUUAUCAAAGUGUACAUAUUCCCCCUUUGGCACAAAGGAAGACAUCGGCUUUUAGUAACUUUUACAUUGGAGUUGUAUAAUUCACUGUAUGUCCUAAAUUAUGCUCCUAAUGUGCUUUAGUGACUCACUGCAAAUAUUAACCACCUCCACUGAUCGUGGCAAAGAUCACAUGCUUUUCUUUCCUUUCUUUCCUCUGUUCUAUAAUGGAGAACGUGGGUGUACGAGACAGACUACGUGUCAGAGGCCAUGGUGUUGUACCAAACUGCAUGUGGGUCAAAAGGGCUCCAUUAGAAUAAGACCUUCCAUUUCCAAGCUGAAACACUAGCGCUCUGAACAGAGGGACACGCGUAUAUGCCAACCGAAUCAGGGGCUGCAAGUGGCAUGAAGGAAGUACCUUCAGGUCUGUUUCAAUAUUCAACCUUGAAGAGGGUGUAAAGUCUGACCAUUUAACCCUGUUAACCGCUGUCUCUGCAACUCCCAUCUGUGUCCCUCGGGUUCCCUGUUGCUCUUCAAAAGAACAGAAUUUAAAAGGUAUUGUUCUACAGAAGGAAUUAAUCGCAGACUGGAGCACUUCUGUCCACCGUCCGGUCAAAAGUCAACAUCCAAACUGCAUCCCAAUGCCCGACCCAUAAACAUAGCAGGCUCAUGCUCGUGGUGGGCUGAGGACCCUGAACGCACAGUAGGCUGUAUGAAUGUAGAGCUAUUGUAGCUUAGCAGAGUCAAUAACUAAUGUGCUAAUCAAACGUUAUUAUUGCUGGUAUUUCUCGAUGCUCUAAAACCAAACGUGAAAUUUUGUGGCUUUUGAGGUGCGUGAGGGCUGCGGGGAGAAGGCCGCAGAGGAUGUGAACAUUGACACGUGUGUGCUGAUGGAUCACAUGGGUGUCGGUGGUCUAAAGGCUCUGCUGUCGGGACUAAUGAUGUUUGCUCUGCACAAUUUGGUCCUUGUGUGGUUCACCAUAUCAAACGCCGCUCAUUUGCAGAGCUCUCCCAGUCAUGGUAACAGAUCAGUGAUCAGAUCAAGAGAAUGCAUAACUUUAUAGAUCAAUGCUCCGAUAGCUGGGACCACCACACCGCUAGCCAGCAGAUUAACAUAAUGGGAGAGAGUGGCAGCAGUGGUUGAGAGAACGCAGGACCUCCAGACUGAUGAUAGGUUGACCGGCCCUCAGGGCCAGCUCUGGAGCUGUUGCUGAUUGUUUGCCCUCUUCGUCGGUCAGAGUUGUGGAGCACUGAAUCUGCCUGCGCUGUGCAUGUAAAGGCUGCCCGGCUGUCACGUUGUGCCAUUUUGUUUUGUAAAUAAAAUAGUUUUGCACAAAUGUGUCCAUUUA